AUGGAAAACAAUGAGCAGCUGUUCAAAUUUAAAAAUAUCGACCUGGUCGAUUAUAUCAACAAAAAGCAUCCAAAAAUAGAUUUGAUUGAGAUUGAGUCUGAGAAAAAUGCACUGAGCAAUCUUAUAAAAACAGUUAAUGAGGAUGUCUUCCAGUACUUUCUCCAGAGACAGGAUCCUCUUCUAAAGCUACUAGAAAUCCACCAAGAAUGCUUUGAAAUCAUUAAAAGCUUCAAAAAGAGCCAAAAAGACCAAAUGAAGCAGUCUGACGAAAUCGACCUGAGCAGCUCAGAGCUGAAAAAAAAAUUUUGUCUCUUCACAGACGACAUGUCUAUCUUCCUUACAAAUGACAGGUACUUUGUUGCCUCUGCAGUUUUCAACAAUGAUACGGUUUUGUGUGUCCUGACAAAUGAUCUUAUAUUUAUAGGCGAAAAGGACGAUAAUGAUAAGUUUAGGCUGAGAAGAUCGCUAAGCAAAGAGUCGGUUAAGCUUGAGAUGGCAGAAAGUACACUUCGGAUCACAUUGAAUGGAAGUGUAUGUGAACUAAGUGGAUCAAAAGUAGAAAUUGAGAAUUUCUUUGAAAUGUUCCAGGAAGUUUCAUAUAAGCUUGAAUUAACAAACGAUAGAGAAAGUAAUAUUGAUUACGAACUUGUUGAGUACUACCUAGAAACUAAGAAGUUCGUCAACCUGAUUGACUACUUAGACAGUUUUGGGCGUCCAGAGGGCGAAAGACUAGCCAGCCUGCUGGAUAAAAUGGAGAUUUCUGACGAGUAUACUCUCUUUGCACUUAGUAAAAUUUCAGAUGAUCCUACAAAACUUUUCAAAAAGUUUUUCUAUGAAAGAUUUAAGGCGGGAUUGUCCGGAGUCAACAGAAUACAAAAACUGGACAAGUACAUUCUAGAUGUUUUUGAGUACAUCCAAGAGUUCUCUCAAGAGUUUUACGAGUACUGUGAGAGAAAUUCGCUCACAAAAAGGGCAUACAUUCUUACAAUGGAGGACUGUGUCAAGCAUGCGCUGCAGUAUAUUGAGCCCAGAGUUAUCAAUCACAGUAGAGGCAACGACAUGAAGGAUGAAAAGGAUAUUAUUGGUAGUAUUUAUGAGAGAUUGCAAUUUUCAGAUCUCAAUUUCAGAUAUUUAAUCAAAGAAAUAAACAUCAAGAAGGCUGUCAGCCAGGGUUCAAUUGAGCAAUCAAAGCGUCGAGUUAAGGAAGAAGUAGAAAAGUUCCUAAGGAAUUAA
This is a messenger RNA of Vittaforma corneae ATCC 50505, 1233 nucleotides long. RefSeq lists its product as uncharacterized. Lineage: Eukaryota; Fungi; Microsporidia; Nosematidae. The record is from RefSeq and is a predicted model, not a curated record. The transcript has a single exon. The coding region runs from base 1 to 1233 and encodes 410 amino acids.